This is a messenger RNA of Paramisgurnus dabryanus, 3548 nucleotides long. RefSeq lists its product as uncharacterized. Gene Ontology annotation, biological process: regulation of transcription by RNA polymerase II. The record is from RefSeq and is a predicted model, not a curated record. Gene Ontology annotation, molecular function: DNA-binding transcription factor activity, RNA polymerase II-specific; RNA polymerase II cis-regulatory region sequence-specific DNA binding. NCBI's taxonomy places the organism in Eukaryota, Metazoa, Chordata, Actinopteri, Cypriniformes, Cobitidae.
GUCCGCAGAUAAACUCACUAAAGAAAGAAAGAAAGAAAGAGCGCGCGUGUGAUGUGUUUGUGUAUCCUCAGUGUUUUUCUCUUUUGUGUGUUUCAUUGAGUGUAAACAGAGUCUUGUCUCUGUGUAUUUUAGUGUUGAGACGUUGAUGAUGUGCUGUGCUGUAAAUGAGUAGGAACUGAUCUGUCCAUGCUGGAUAUAUUGAUGAUUUCAUCACAGAAAUCUCUUAGCUGAAGAAAGAGGUGGCGUUACUGGAGACAAAGUGGAGGUUAAGAGGAGAUUUAGCAAUGAAACGAGAGGAUGUGGAUUGUUGUGAAUCUUCAGUGUAUGUGACUGAUGAUGGGAGUCUGGAUUCAGUGUGGAUGAGCAGAGAUCAGAGCCGCACACCACAGCCACUGCUGGACUCCGAGCUCAGUCUGACUUUACUCUGUUAUACUGAGUCAAAGCCCACAGACACUCAGGACACUACAGUGUGUGACAGUAAACAGAGCUUACAGGAGGAUCAAACCUCCACAGAGUCUCUGGAUUCUGUCUGUAACGCUGGAGAACAGCAGCAGAUCCUGCAGACCACACUGAAGAUGUGUUCAGUUAAACUCAUCGACUGCACGAACCUCAUGAUGAAGAUUAAAACUGAACCCACAGAAAUCAAAACUGAACCCACAGAAAUAAAAACUGAACCCACAGAAAUAAAAACUGAACACACAGAAGAGGAAGAUCGUACUGAUGAAAAUGAUGAUUUUAUUCCAUCAGAUGUGAAGAGUGAUUCAUGUUUGGAUAUAGAAAUAACGUCCUCAACAUCAAAAGAGCGACUGACAGCACAAACUCUUUCUUGCAUCACCUGUGGAAAGACAUUCAGCUCACAGAGACUUUUAGAGAGACAUGAAAGAAAACACACAGAACAGAAACUCUUCACCAGAUCUGAGAUCAGCUUUACUACCUUACAAGAGAAGAAACUUCAUUCAGAAGACCACAGAGAGAAGAAGAAGAAGAAGAAGCAGUUUCACUGUGAGCAGUGUGGGAGGAUUUGUGUCUCUUCCUAUAAACUAAAUAUUCACAUGAGGACACACAGCGGGGAAAAGCCUUUCAACUGCACUGAAUGUGGAAAAUACUUCAGAACCAAACAAAAUCUUAAAGUUCAUCAGAGAAUUCACACAGGAGAAAAACCUUACGAGUGUCCUCACUGUGAGAAGAGAUUUAGCUGUAAACAUAAACUGAAGAGACAUGUGUGUUCACACACCAAUGAGAGACCGUAUCAGUGCAGUGAAUGUGACAAAACCUUUAGGGAUUCAAGUGGAUUAAAAAAACACCAGAAUAUUCACUUUAAAGAGAAACUCUAUCAGUGUUCACACUGUGAUAAACGGUUCUGUCAUAAAUAUCAGCUGAUAAUCCAUCAGAGAGUUCACACUGGAGAAAAACCUUUCAAAUGCUCUCAGUGUGACAAGACUUUUGAUUAUUUACGUUACUUAAAAGCCCAUCAGAGUGUUCAUACUAGAGAGAAAUCUUAUUACUGUAGUGUCUGUGGAAAGAGCUUCUUUAAAUUAUCUCAAUUAAGAGUUCAUCAAAGUGUUCAUACUGGAGAGAAACCUUAUUACUGUAGUCUCUGUGGGAAGAGUUUUAGUGCAAAGGAUACCUUACUAAAGCACCAGAGAGUUCAUACAGGUGAAAAACCUUUCAAAUGCUCUCAGUGUGACAAGAUGUUUACUUCUUCGUCUAACUUAAAAUCCCAUCAAAGAGUUCAUACAGGUGAAAAACCUUACAAAUGCUCUCAGUGUGACAAGACGUUUGCUCACUCAUGUCAUUUAAAAGUCCAUCAGAGAAGUCAUACUGGAGAGAAACCUUAUCACUGUAGUGUCUGUGAGAAGAGUUUUAAUCGACAUGACAUUUUAGUGACACACCUGAGAAUUCAUACAGGUGUUAAACCUUACAAAUGCUCUCAGUGUGACAAGAUGUUUGCUCAGUCAGCUUCCUUAAAAUCCCAUCAGAGAGUUCAUACUGGACAGAACCUUUAACUCUUUCCCCGCCAGCGUUUAAAAAAAAGUUUCUAGCGCCAGCAUUUUUCAUGAUUUUCACAAAAUUUGAAUGUCUUCCAGAAAACGUACAAUAUAUCAAAUGAAAAAAUAGACCCUCUGCUUUCAAACAAAAAAAGACGUUUCAUCCUACCUUCAUUAGUUAUCUUGUAAUCACCUCUCAAAUUUGGGUAGGUUUAUUGAAAAACACCAAAAAGCUGAGAUAAUUGCAUUUUUGUAUUUUUGAUAGAGAUCCAAUUCAGAGCGAUCCAUAAAACAUACAUGGACAUACAGCUGUUUGUCCUAGGGUAAUACUUCUGAGUUGUAUAAGUUGUGGAAGAUCACCACCUGUUGGAUAAUAGCGGUAUUGCGGAAAGCCGGAAUUACUCGUCAUUGGCAGGGAAGUGUUUUUUCACUACAGCAAUGGUGAACAGACCGUGGAAAACCGGAACGUGAAUAAUAGACUCAGGAGAAGAGCAUCUAAAUUGCUAACAGAGGGGUGUGUGGUGUGAUGCUUUUGGGCUUCCAGGGCCACUUUUAGGCUGUAACUAAACUUGUAUGAAUGCAGGUGAAGGCGGAAAUGUGAUAAACAAACUGGUUGGGUUUAGGGAAAGGGUGGGUUUAGAUGCUCCAACAUAUGUUGAUGAAACCAUUUCUACAUUUACAAAUGUAGAAAAUAAAAUGCAUCUAAUCUGACGUAUAAGGCUAAGAACCUUAAAACGUAACCACAGGUCAUAUAAGCUUUGGCCGCUAAGGGCACUACGUCCCUGUCUGCUGUAUUAUGGUGCAUGCAUAAACAAACUAUUAGAUCGUAAUUUUUGAAGGACAAUCUGCAGCAAACAUACUGUAACAUGUAUAUAUACAGUAGUGUUGUUUUUCAUUUUUUGACACGUUUAUAAUUUUUAUAUAAUCUCUUUUAUAAACUCUUUUGUAAUGUGUCAAACUCAUUUAUUUUAUGUUGUGUGCUAUGUGAUUUUAAGAAUUGGUUUCAAAGUCUUAAUGUCAUGGGACCAUAAUGUCAUUUAUUGUCCAUUAACUUGCCUUGGAUAGGAACACACUGAGAAAGAAAGUGUUCAGAUUAUUCAGUAAAUGCUUUGUUCAUUUUUACAAUGAUUGCGUCUCCUGCCUUCUGCUAUAGGCCUAUAUGCAAGCAUGUCACACUUUCACUGUACAGACACCAUAUAUUGUAUAACGUGUUGUUAUACAUGAAUAAGAUCAUGUUGCUCUGCUACCGCUAGUCUCUUGAGGUCUGAACGGGGCUUUAGAGCUUUAUAUUAAGUGGUGAUUAUUUACAAUGGUCUAAAGCUACUGUUACAGUAGUGCACGGUAAAGAUAAUAAACAUAAAUUUUUUUAGUAGCCCAAGACAUCGCUAUACGUUUGUACAACCUCGUGUUAAAAAUGAUGGUCCAUUCGAAAUAAAUGCACGACUUACCCUGCAUUACCUUAGUACUUCUAAACCGUUUGUUCGUGUAAUGUUGAUGGCUGUAAUUUCGUUGUACUUGUACAAUGACAAAUAAAGCUUCAUUCAUUCAUUCAUUCAACAA